Colletotrichum costaricense is the source of this 843-nucleotide messenger RNA. RefSeq lists its product as uncharacterized. The record is from RefSeq and is a predicted model, not a curated record. Gene Ontology annotation, molecular function: peptidase activity. The transcript is spliced from 5 exons. NCBI's taxonomy places the organism in Eukaryota, Fungi, Ascomycota, Sordariomycetes, Glomerellales, Glomerellaceae. The coding region runs from base 1 to 843 and encodes 280 amino acids. Gene Ontology annotation, biological process: proteolysis.
AUGGUUGACUUUGUGAACAUCAAUGGCGCCCGCCUGGCAUAUCGCAUAGCUGGGCCUAACAAUGCACCGCUCAUGAUCACGCUGCAUGGCGGUCGCGGAAUGGGUGAUCAUAAAUCCGACUUCAAAGUCUAUGGCCAGUUAAGCGAUAAGAUUCGAGUUCUGUCCUUCGAUUACCGUGGCCAUGGCCAAAGUUCGUUGACUAAGCCUUACACCUUUGAGCAAAUCGUCGAUGACAUCGAAGCGGUAAGACAGCAUUUCAUUGGAGAUGAUCAGGCCAUCAUCUGCGGCGGUAGUUUCGGCGGUUUCCUCGCACAGCACUAUGCCAUCAAGUACGCCCCGAAAGUAUCGCAUCUGAUUCUCAGAGGGACUGCACCAUCUCAUCACCACGAGGCCGGCGCCGUCAAAACUCUGGAGGCGAGGAUACACAAAGUUCCUAGCUUCUCUGUCGACAUGUUGAAGAACAAAGUCUUUGGUGCAUAUGAGAGCGACCGCGAGUUUCAGUUGAUUUACUUCGCCAUGAUGCCGCUGUACAGGGAAACUUUCGACCCCGAUGCGGCGUUGAAGAGCAACCUCGAUGGUGUUUACGUCGCCGAGUCUCACAAUGAUCUAUACUCCGAGAAAGAGAAAUACUUUGAUUACACUGAACAACUCUCUGAAAUUACAGCGAAGACUCUGGUAGUCGUGGGCGACAAGGAUUGGAUAUGUCCUCCUGAAAACUCCAAGUUGAUUGCUGAAAGAAUCCCCGGAGCUAGACUUUUGUUGGUUGAGGGCGCUAAUCAUGGUGUUCAUGCCGAAAAGCCAGAAGUGGUCCUGGGAGAGAUUCGCAAGCACUUGGACAUGUAG